This is a messenger RNA of Phalaenopsis equestris, 2267 nucleotides long. Its product is annotated as pentatricopeptide repeat-containing protein At5g18390, mitochondrial. Gene Ontology annotation, molecular function: protein binding. The record is from RefSeq and is a predicted model, not a curated record. Lineage: Eukaryota; Viridiplantae; Streptophyta; Magnoliopsida; Asparagales; Orchidaceae. The transcript has 3 exons. The coding region runs from base 47 to 1435 and encodes 462 amino acids.
GCAUAUAAAAACGACUUUCUGCCUGCAUCACCGCCGCAGCUAUGCGAUGCUCCACUCCCUCGCCGGCUUCGCCCUCCGCCGCGGUAGCAGCCUCGCUCCUCUCUUUCUUCCUCCCAUUCGCCUCAACGAAACCCAUAAACUGAGUUACCUCUCCCUUCCCAUUCCACCCGCAUCGCCGCCGCGCGACGACUACUUCGCCGCCAUUCACCACAUCUCCAACAUCGUCCGGCGAGACUUCUACUUGGAACGCACCCUCAAUCGUCUUCGUUUACCCACUAUCACACCCGAUAUCGUCCUCCGCGUCCUUCGCGCUACCGCCGGCUCCCACCCCCUUCAAGCUCUUCGCUUCUUCGCAUGGUCUCGCUCCCGAUCCUCCUACUCUCCUUCUUCUGCCGAGUUCGACGCUCUCAUCCUUGCUCUCGGCCGUCACCGCCACUUCCCCCAUCUAUGGCGCCUCGCGGCCGACAUGCGAUCCCUUUCACUACCGCUUUCCUCAUCCACCUUCGCCGCCGUCAUCUCCUCCUAUGCCGAUGCUUGUCUGCCGGACCUCGCCGUCGAUAUCUUCAACCGCAUGCCCAAGUUCUCUUGUCCCCAGACCACCGAGGUCUACAACUCCCUCCUCUCCGCUCUUUGCCGAGCUGGCAACUUUCAUGGCGCGUACGCCCUCGUCCGCCGAAUGCACCGCAAAUCCGUCUCCCCCGACCGCCAAACCUUCUCUAUCCUCGUCGACGCAUGGUGCGCCGCCGGUAAACUCCGCGAGGCACAGGAUUUUCUGGAGGAGAUGGCCAGGCGAGGCUUCUCGCCUCCUGUUCGCGGCCGCGAUAUUCUCAUCGACGGUCUCGUGCGCGCCGGCCAUUUGGAGUCCGCAAAACGUAUUGUUCUUCGAUUGACGAAGGAGGGCCUUCUACCUGAUGUCUCCACCUUCAAUUCCCUCCUCGAUGCUCUCUGCGACGCUGCGGAAAUCGAUUUCUGCGUUGAUCUCCUCCAGGAUGCAAACGAGCUCGGCCUCUGCGCAGAUAUAUCGACUUACAAGGCAUUAAUACCAGCGGUAUCGAAGGCUGGGAAGAUCGACGAGGCAUUCAGACUCUUAAACUGUGCAAUGGAGGAUGGGCAUCGUCCGUUCCCGAGUCUUUACGCCGCCAUUAUCAAAGCUAUGUGUCGUGCUGGGAGGUUUUCCGAUGCCUUCUCGUUCUUUAACGACAUGAAGAUGAGGGGUCAUCCGCCAAACCGUCCCGUAUACACCAUGCUUGUGAAAAUGUGUGUGAGGGGAGGGAGGGUGGUGGAAGCUGCAAAUUUUUUGUUGGAGAUGACUGAGAUGGGGCUGAAGCCGAGGUAUCAGAGUUUUGGUAUUGUAGUGGAGGGGUUGAGGCAUUGUGGCAAGCAUGAGCUAGCGAGGAGGAUGGAGCAGCUUGAGGUUAAAUUUCUGGGAUCUUGAUCUUCCGUUGCUUUCUUGAUUGGUAGCUAGCUAAAGAGAAAGACAAUAGUUCUGAUUUCUUAUGUUGGUUUAUCGGCCCAUCCAGGUAGAAAGAAAAUUUUCUCCAAAGAGUUCAAACGAGAUCAUGGUGGCGAGGGAGGUGAAUCUGAAGGCUUUGGUUGACCAGGAAAUUGAUUAGAUUGAAGUCUGUCGAGCACCUGCUGCCCGCUGUUUCGGUGUGUUAAAAUGAUGAAGUUAUCCCUCUGUCCUUCAAAAUUGAGCACACUCGCACACCCGGACCGGUGAGGGAAAGCAAUGAGGUUUUCUUCAUGCCACCACUCAACUUCACCAUGAUGGACAAUGGCAUCUUCCGCUUGGGAUUCCCCAACAUGACCAAUUUCAGCUUCCCGUGGACACUCAAACUCCGCUGUGUUUGUUCGUGACUCGCCUGUUUGCUCUCGGAAUCGGGCAGGCUUUGUUGGAUGGAAUCAUAGUUUGUGUCCUGAGCUGUAUCCGGAGGCGAAUUGGGAGUUCUUGAGAUCGAAUGGAAACAGAUUGUUCUAGUUUGUAAUCGAAGGAGCCCAGGUAUUACUGGUUAAUUUGAUCAUCACAUAUUUCUUGAGUUCAUAUUUUACUUAUGAUUUCUGAUAUAGAAUUGAUUAGGAAAGGCAAUAUCAAAUCAUAGUGAAUGGCAGUUGGGGUGCAGAUUUUGUCUCUUGUUCUAAUUUUUUAUUAGGGCCAUUUACAUGCAUACCACCCAAUUCUCAUGUGUUUUACAUAUCUUCAAUUGUAUAUGCCCAAACUAUGUAUUCUACUUUUCACCAAGUUAUCUCUAUUAGAUGUUACAUGUUAU